This is a messenger RNA of Erigeron canadensis, 1128 nucleotides long. RefSeq lists its product as uncharacterized. The transcript is spliced from 2 exons. The record is from RefSeq and is a predicted model, not a curated record. The coding region runs from base 1 to 1128 and encodes 375 amino acids. Lineage: Eukaryota; Viridiplantae; Streptophyta; Magnoliopsida; Asterales; Asteraceae.
AUGAGAUGUUAUGGUCUUAUUUCUGGACUCAAGAUAAACGUCCAAAAAUCUUUGUUGUUUGGGAUUGGUAUUACUCACCCAGAGGUGGAUCUCGUUGUCAACCGUAUGGGCAUAAAUCAGGGUACGUUCCUACUCACUUAUUUGGGUUUUCCUCUUGGUGUAAAUAUGAAUAUAUGCAGAUAUUGGCAACCAGUUAUUGAUAAAUUUCAGAAGCGCCUCACAAAAUGGAAAUCAAAAUGCUUAUCCAUUGGUGGCAGGCUCACUUUAGUUCAAUCAGUUUUAUCCAGGCUUCCAUUAUACUUUUUUUCCUUGUUCAAAGCACCUGAGAAAAUUAUUGAGCAAUUGGAGCGGUUGAGAAGACGCUUUUUUUGGGCUGGUAAAAGUGAUGGAAGCUGCAUCAGUUGGGUUGCCUGGGCUGAUAUUUUGACUCCUAAAUCUUUGGGUGGCCUCGGUUUGGGAUCUCUAAAAGUUAAUGGUAAACCAGGAGGUUUAUGGAAAUCAAUCACAAAAGUCAAAGAUGUGCUUUCCAAAAGAGGCAUGGAGUUACAAUCAAUCCUAAGUGCAAACGAAUUUGUAGUGGCGGACGUGAGGCUAAAGUUUGACACAAGUACGGUUCUUAAUCCACAUCAUAAUUUCCUUUGGAAUAAUUGGGUUCCUAAAAAGGUGAAUGUUAGAAACUGGAGAGCAAGCCGUGAUAGGCUGCCUACUCUCACUCAACUCUAUAAGAGGGGUAUUACACCUUGUUCGUUGUUAUGUUCCUGGUGUAAUUCAAACAAAGAAACUAUUGACCAUAUUCUCACAGCUUGUCCACUUGCUUUGGAGGUCUGGGAACAAAUUAGCUCUUGGUGUAAAGUUCAGAUAUUUGCUUUUCAUGUGAGUGACCUUCAGAAUAUACACUUCUCAUUUGCUGGUGAUAAAAAUUGGAGGAAAAUGAUUAAUGCUAUCAUUCUUGCAACUAUUUGGAGCCUUUGGAAAGCAAGAAAUGAUGCAUUUUAUAGGAAGUUUAAUGCGUCGCCCAAAAUGAUCUUUGAAGAGGUCCGGUCCUUGGCACUCUUAUGGAUCGUGAAUAAAGCUAAUCAGUUGAAGAUUGAUUGGGAUAGUUGGUGUAAUAAGCCGAGUGUUACUUAA